Molecule: messenger RNA, 4709 nt
Organism: Ectocarpus sp. CCAP 1310/34
Lineage: Eukaryota; Phaeophyceae; Ectocarpales; Ectocarpaceae
Source: the annotation of a GenBank genome assembly
AUGCAUCCCCACCCCUACCCCCACCCCCUCUCCUUUGUGUGUGCCCCCCAGUGGGCUUGCUCAUACGGGCGUCUUGGUGCUGUAGCGCUGCUGCUAGACAGGGGAGCGGACGUGAGUGCUACCGAUAACGAGUGCUGGACAGGCCUACACUGGGCUUGCCACACGGCAGCAACAGACACGGCAAGGCUGCUGUUGGAGCGCGGCGCGCCAGCCGAUGAGAGGGACACGCAGGAAUGGACCCCGCUUCAUGUCGCUUGCCACUCUGGAAGAACCGACACAGUGCGGUUUCUGCUGAGUGCUGGGGCCACCGUGUCUGCGAGAACGGACAAGAACUUGACGGCUUUGCAUAUCGCCUGCGAGAGCGGCUUUACCGACACAGCCAGGCUGCUGCUUGAUGCCGGGUUGCUCGUCUCUGCAGUAGACGAUGAGGCCUACUCGGCACUACACCUCGCCUCCGCGGGGGGGCACACGGACGUGGUUCGUCUCCUGCUGCAGGCCGGUGCAGAGGCGAACUCUUCGACGGAGAGGAACCACAGGCCGUUGCACCUAGCGGCGCAGUACGGGCACACUUCCGUCGUCCACCUUUUGCUCGAGGCAGGGGCUGCUGUGGAUGUUCGAGAUGACGGCAACUACACCCCGACACACCUCGCGUGUACCUACGGACACACAGAAACUACCAGGCUUCUGCUGGAGUACGGAGCCGACGUCGAGGCCCUGGAUUCUGAGGAGUGGUCCCCCUUCCACUGGGCCUGCCAGCUGGGGAACGUUUACACCGCACGCCUCUUGAUGGCAAGAGGUGCCAACAGAGCGGCUCGUACCUCACGAGGACACCAGGCCCUGCACCUCGCGGCUGAGAACGGGCACACAGAGACGGUCAGGAUGCUGCUCGACAACGGGGCCGACCCGAACGCCAAGGACGAGGUCCUCUACACUCCACUCCACUGGGCGGCCCAGUACGGACACCUCGAAGUGGCUUCACUGCUCCUUGCCAAGGGAGCCGGGCCCAGCCACCAAGCGGACUAUCUGGACACACCGUUGCACCUAGCGUGUCUCCUCGGACACGGCGCAGUGGUUUUGCUGCUGCUCGAGAACGGCGCAGAGCCUUCGGCGUUGGAUGAGGACGGGAAGCUACCGGAACAGGUGGUUGGAAUGGCGGAAGGGUCGAACAUCACCACAGCUGAAAAGGAGGCGAUAGCCGAAGCAGUCAUGGAGAGGCGAAGGCUCAUGUCGCCGGGAGGGGUGGGAGAGUCUGCCAACCUACCACACGGGACUGCCAGCCUACCACACGGUCGACAAAGCGGCGGCGGCGGCGGCGGCGGCGGCGGCGGGAGCUCGGAAAGGCUGUUACCGCUGCCGCGCUCCAUGGCCAUGGCUAGGAGUACAGCGCCGGUGGCGUCGGAUCUGAUGAUCGGCCGCUUCGCGUACGAAGGAGCUACAGAAGAAGAGGACGAUGACGACGACGACGACGAGGACGAGGACGAGGAGGAAGAGGAGGGGAGAAGGGGGGCCGGCAGAGGGGGGCACCAGAGGUCUUCCCGGGAGGAGCAGAUGGCCUCUUCACGGAGGCCAGUGUCAUCUCCGUCCCACGACUACUCGCUGGCUGCGGCGGAGUUAUCCCGCCUGAGGAUCGAGCUGGACCGAGCGCGCAAGUGCGUUGCCUGUCUCUCGAGAGAUCGAGACACGCUGCUGUUCCCCUGCAAGCACCUGGUGCUGUGCAGCCAGUGCUACACCCGCGUGGUGCGGCAUGCGGAGGACGACGCGGUGGGGGUGGACGCGGCGGCGGGAAUCGGCGGGCCCCCCGGGGUGCUCGGGACCGGGCGGUGCCCCACCUGCCGGGCGGACAUCUGCGGGCACCUCAGCGGGAUAGUGAUCAAUUAAAGUGGUUUGGCUGAUUUGCGGGCAGGUGGAAGAGGAGGAGAGGAGGGGGCCUGGAGACGAGGGGGGGGGCGGUGGGGGGUGGCUGCUUCUUCUCGUUGUGCCCAGAGCAGGGGGAGGGGGGUGCUGCUUGUCCUUGUGUGGAGGGCAGACGGUUACACCGAGGGGACAGGCGAGCUUUACAAAUGAGGCGGGGCUAAGGGCUAAGACUGGAGUGGCGUGUAUGGCCGUUCGAGCUUUGUUGGCUGCAGUCGCUCAGGUCGAGUGGAGGGAGGUGGGUGAGCGAGUCAUUGUCUGUGGUGGAAGUUACUCCCCGAAUCGGCUGGCCAAUGGGAUGGAAAGGGGCUUGAAUCGCCAAGGGCUGAGAGAAUGCCUCCCGCCUUGUGAACUCCAACGUGAAAGGGGCCAAAGGGAGAGAUUGGGAUGGGUCAUUCCUUCAGGCGUACUGCUGUAUAGGUCUGGUGUGUACUUGCAUGGGCGCAGUCCAAGGCGUUGCAGGCGCGGGGGGGGUGGGCAUUUCUGUUGCAUCAUGAGGCUUACGAUGAGGGCUGCGCUGCGGUUGUGUUCUGUGUGUUGUGGUAGAACAUACUGGCGAACGAUAGAAAGCCGGUGCUGUCGGAGGUGGUGCUAGAAAGGUGGCACAAUAUUGCGGGACAGCAGGUGCAUUGUAGGCCACUUGGAGUGUGUGUACGGCUGUGGGCGGUUUUGGUCUCAUGGUCUAUGAACUUUCUGUCGUGUUGUUGGUGCUGCUACCCUCCCCUACCCUCCCCUCCCCUCCCCAUACCAUACGCUAUUCUGUUCCUGUUGUAUUUAACGUUCUUGUAGUCGGAUGGCGUAAAGAGGCACGGAAAAUCUGAAACGUGAACUCACGAUACAUGGGUUGUAUGAUAGCGACGAAGGAAGGGCGGGGAGUAGAGGGCAUCCGCCGUGAUGCACUGGAAACAAGGGCUCAGCAGCAGUGCCGAGGACUGGGGGUAGUUUGCAUUGUCUACUGCCCUUCGCCUUUUCACUAUGGACUGGACCCCCACGCUACUCCCGUGUCAACUGAGUCGUGGUGGUUCUUUCCCCUAUGACUGCUGAGCAAGUUUCAAGGUCUUGAGUGCCUUGAGUAUAUCCCAGAAAUGGGUUGGCGGUCAUGUUGGCUUGGGCCAACGCAGUAGCUCGCUGACUUUCAAGGCUGAUUUUGGUGCCUUGGUCGGGCAGCGGGUGAAACAUUUCCUACAGGGCCUGUCGUAAUGUGAGUGAAGAACGUUCGAGAAAACGCACGCGCGUGCUACUAGAAAGCACCGGGUGCCAAGUAAGUGCGAUCGGAAGAGGAUCUUGGCCGAUUCGAAGACAUGCCGCAGUGCGUCACAGAUUCGAUUUUUGUAUUUUUGAUAUCUCGCUUCAUUGAGCGCUUGGGUGUUGGUGCAUCUUUUUGCGCUGCUGCUGCUGCUGCUGCUGUGUUGUGCUGCUGUGUUGUGCUGUGCGGGUGAUCGUCCGUGGUCGAGGUGCCGCGUGCACAGCGGCAAGGGUGGGGCCCUUGCUGUGUCUGUCUGGCGUCGUUUUCCAUCGUUCUUCAAAAUUUGCUGCUGUAGUGUACUGCCUGCAUCGUGCGCCGAGCGAGUUGACGGGAGUGAUGUGGGUCACAACUCCAAGCCACGGAUUAGGCGACGUACGUCUUUACUUUCAUUUAGUGUAUCAAAGUAGACCGCAGUAGUUGGAUUGAUCGUAGAUGUCGUAGAUCGGCGGCGGCAGCGAGACCUCGCGCGUGGUUGUGCAAGCGGUACGUUUGUUUUGUUUCGGGUAUGAGUCCCGUAGUGGUACGGUACGGUACGGUACGGUGAACACGUGCGCGCGGUUGUACAGCACGGUGGUGUGCGUGUGUCGUCGUCAAUGAUGCGUAUGUCGUGGUAUGCCUUCUCAGCCUGCUGUAGUUGAUUGGGGCGAACUCAUCCGGUCGCUGUCUGUUGCUGGUGACGAUGCUGCUGAAACGGUCCAACGGACUCACUCAUAAGAGUCUUGUGUGGCCGCCAAGGAGGGGACGACGGAUGGGAUGGGAGGAGCGUGGGGGUGCUGUUUCAUGCAUAGCGGAGGUAGGUUUAGGUAUCACAGGCGUGUGCUAGGUUUUGUUUCCACUCGAAACAGGCUCAAAGCACUUUUGUCUCCUUUCUACGUUUUUUUCGCCCGUCUUUCGAAUGGCAUACGAAGUACAAUACUCGAGUGUCACUCCUACACCCCUCUCCACCGCUGGGUAUUGCUGUUUGAGUUGGAUGUGAACAUUUUUAUCCUGCGCGAAUACUGUGGAACGUGUACAUUAUUUUGAUGUCAAGUUUGUCGCGCGUCCUGCGAGGUCUCCUGGCAUUCACUUCCAAAGCAAGAGCAGUCGCGCGUGCGUGGGUUGAAAUAUCUUGUUCAGUUUUCGGUUCAUGAAAUCGUUCUUUUCCGCGUGCAUGCAUGCGUAGCAGCGGGCGUAGCAAUCGCUUUGAUUUGAAAAAGAAAAUGUGUGCUCGUCUCAUCUUGUUGACUUCCCGUCUCUUGGGAGUAGUGUCCAAUGUGCCUGCCCACCCUGCUUGUGUGAAGGUGUAGUAGUAGUCUUUUUCUUAGAAUGAUAUACAUACGAUACUUUUGGAUGUAUGCGGUCCGUACGAUCACGCUUGUUUGUCUAGUAUAUUGGGGAAGGCGGAAUUUUCCACACGGUAUGUCUGUUUGGUUGAUCGCGAAAGUGAGUGACGAGCGGAGGGAGAGGAGCAGUUCGUAUCAUUAAAGUUUCAUUUAGAAAGGUGAACCGCAAAAAACAAAGGAAACUCACGUUUGACCCCGGAUUUGUAAACAAUAUUCCAAUAUGCAUGUGU